UUACGGCAACGCCGCAAAAUGCCAGCAAGAUGGCGAUGAGCGGCGGUUCCCGGUGACGGUUGAGGAGCCGGUUCCCGCGCCAUGGACCGCAGGAAGAAGCCGCUGGAUGUGACGGCUGCCUCGUUGGUAGACUUGAAGGCUGAACUCUUCCGAAAGCAAGAAGAAUUCAGGAAAGAAAAACUAUUGAAAGAUGCUGGAGUUCCUGUAAAACCCAAAACAACAAAUAAGAAACCAAGCAUCUGGAACAAACAGAACACAGGGGUUUCAGGACGAGCUGAGAAAGAUGCUGAGCAGAAGAUUGAAGAGCAGCAAACAUUAGAUAAAGCGAGGCAGAAACUAGAAGAAAAAGCAAAACUAUAUGAGAAGAUGACUAAAGGAGACUUUCCAGAUGAAGAAACUGAGAAUUUGUACCUUGUGGAUUUCACUCAGAAGAUCAUAGACAAUCAGAGAGAGGUACAGGAUCUAUGUAGGAGUGAAGCUUCUAGAAAGACAUUAGAAAAGGAGGAAGAUGAAGAAGAAAAACUACCUGAAAUGGAAAUACCACCUCCACAGGACCCCAGUGAAGAAUGGGUCGAUUAUGUGGAUUCCUUAGGCCGAUCUAGACGCUGUAUGAAGAAGGAUUUGCCAGAUCUGCUUAAAAUGGAUAAAGAGCUUCAGGGGAAAAGACAAGAUACUGACGAGAAGAGUCUGCUCUCUGAAGACAUGAGAAGAGAAAUUCAGCGGCAGCAGUGGGAAAAAGAGGAAGAGGAGGCCCUAAAGAAACCUAUGGGACCCAUACAUUAUGAAGAUAUUCGUGAAAAUGAGGCCAGGCAGCUUGGUGUUGGUUAUUUUUCCUUUUCUCGUGAUAAGGAACUAAGAAACAAGCAAAUGGAGACAUUGGAUAUGCUAAGAGAACAGACUCAAGAACAAAGAACAAAACGUGAACAUGUAAAAGAAAAACGAAAGGCAGUUUUGGAAUCAAGACUGUCUAAGCUUCGAGCAAGGAAGAUGAAGAGAUUAAAAGAGGAGGGAAUAGAGGAAAAUGAAAUCCAACUGGAAGGUGGAGCAGAUGAAGUAGUUGGUCCAGUACCAGCUGAGCCAGAAGCCACCAUGGCUGCAAGAGUUGCUUCAGAAAGUAGGAAAGUAGAGGUUAUCAUUCAGGAGAGAAAAGAUACCAAGCCAGGUGUGCCAUAUGUUCGCGAGUGGGAUAAAGGCAAAGAUUUUACUUCCGGACUAUGGUCAAGGAGACAGUCUGCUCUUAGAGAUGAACGAGAUCCAGAGUUUGCACCACCUUCUAAUUACUUUUGGGGCCAAAAGCCUGCCAGCAACCAAAAAAGCCAGAGUUGGAACAGGCCUGAACCCUCUCAUGAGAAAUUGGAACCGGAAUCGGCACCGAACCAGCAGUUUCCAUCAACACAGACUUACUACAACAGCCCCCCAAAUCAGCAGCCACUUUACCAAAGUCUAGAUGACAUGCUGUCUUAUUACAAGCAAGUGACUUGAGCUUAUUUAUAGCAUAAGGAAGAAUCUUAACUUAAAUAAUUGAAAUAUAAUUGUGUUAUAAGCAUUCAUCUAUUGUUCUUUCCAGACCUUGGGGAGAUUGGUUUUCAUAAUAAUGAAAUCUCUCAUAUGAACCAAGGCUAUUAGAACUGUCACAACACACAGCCACAUAUUUGCUUCCUCAGGGCUGUACUUCCAACUGUAUUAAAAACCCAUGGUUUGGUGGCAGUAUUUAUUUGAUACAACAAUCAUUCUUUGUGUUUUUUGCUAUUUCUGUACAUUUAUGUCUUGGUUUUAAAAUCAUGAAUAGAGAUGAUAUUCUCUCCAGAUAAAUUUUAAUUCUUUUGGUGAGAUUUUUUAUUUUAUUUCCUCAAAGGGCCAUUGGUGGAAGAGCUUAUGUAAACUGAAAAUCAAGUUGAGUGAUGAUAUGAUCAAGUACUUUAAAAAAAGUUAAAAUGAUCACCUUUAUUUGUCAGCCAAAACUUCUGGGAUUAAAUUUAAACUUUAUAUUUUCUAUAAGAAACAUGCAUCUACCUAUUUUCAUAUUUGGACAUCACUGGGUAAGAUAGUACUCACUUCUCCAUCCCUAAAUAAUUAUGUGGAGUUGUUCACAUUGUCAUAGUGCCUCCUGCUUUCAAAAGAUUUGCUUACAUCUUGUAAUUGUAUAAAACAUUCAAAGUUUGAGUGACACUGUGUAAAUUAAUAAAUAAUGCCUACAUAUUUACAAGAAGGUUGGACCAAGUACGACAUGAUGAUGGCUUAGAUGUGACAGUUUGCAAAGUACCAUUUUUCUUGUUAGGUGCAUUUGUGUCAUUACUUCAACCCACUUACUAACAGGGUGGCAUUACUUUUAUAUGCUACCCUACUGUCAUACUUGCAGAAUGAAGGUACAAAUUACAGUACUAUGCUCCAAAUAGCUAGACAGCAGGGGGCAUGGAUUUGUUAUUUAGAAAAUUUAAGCUCUGAUUUAAAAAAAGCAGUUGGGAUAUAAUCUGUGUAUGACUCUUCCAGAUUGAUAAUAUUUAUAUGGGUAGGUCAAAAUGGCAAACUAAAUUCGGUAUCAAAAUAAUAAGCUCUGUAGAAGCCACAAAAGUGUGCAUGAAGAGCUGCUGAUAUUUUGUUCUUUUAAGAUCAUGCAGCAUCCUAGGAUUUUGGAGUGUUUUGGGAGGUUGGUAAGCAGCACAGAGGACUAAACUGACUUGUGCAAGGUCAUUCAGCAGGUGUGGCAGUGUGUGGAAGACAUUCUGUUCCCAGAUUCAAUCUGUUUACUGUGUUAAAUUUUUCUCUCAACCCCUAGAAGCACUAACCCUGAGCAUAGUCAUUUAGAAGUCUAGAUUUUCUAUAAAAGUUAUUUGUGGAGUAUAGAGCUCUGAAAAAACUUUAGUUUUAUGUACCUGUUAAAAAAAAGAUUCAGCAUUUGUGAAAAAGUGCAAAAGCAGGAAAAUCUAUAUUGUGCACAGUUUAGCUUUCCAUCUUUUGAGUUAUUUGGAAUGCAAGUGAUUUUGUAGCAAAAACUUCUCCAACAUAACAAAUUGUUUGAGCUCUUGCAUCUGUCCUCAAACUUUUACAGAAAAGGUCAUCUUAAGUAUCAAAACAAAAUGGUAUGACUAUGCCUGUUUUAUUAAAAAUCUCACAUCAUUUAGCCAGUUCACUUAUCAUAAAGCAAGAGAAAAAUGCUC
Messenger RNA from Alligator mississippiensis (American alligator), 3158 nucleotides. It is a transcript of the gene CCDC174, whose product is annotated as coiled-coil domain containing 174. Gene Ontology annotation, cellular component: nucleus. Lineage: Eukaryota; Metazoa; Chordata; Crocodylia; Alligatoridae. The record is from RefSeq and is a predicted model, not a curated record. The coding region runs from base 82 to 1482 and encodes 466 amino acids. The transcript has 11 exons.